GCACUGGAUUGAUCUAUGAUGGUGGAAUGCAAGAAGUACAUGUUCUACCAUCAGCAAACAGUUGACCCCCACCUCUGCUAGCAACUGGCGAUGGACUAGGUCCUACUGAUGUUGGCUAUCUUGCCUCCUGGUUGCUUGACUCCAGGAUCACAGAACAAUGACAAAAGACAAUUUCUGCUGGAGCGACUGCUGGAUGCAGUGAAACAGUGCCAGAUCCGCUUUGGAGGGAGAAAGGAGAUUGCCUCGGAUUCCGACAGCAGGGUCACCUGUCUGUGUGCCCAGUUUGAAGCCGUCCUGCAGCAUGGCUUGAAGAGGAGUCGAGGAUUGGCACUCACAGCGGCAGCGAUCAAGCAGGCAGCGGGCUUUGCCAGCAAAACCGAAACAGAGCCCGUGUUCUGGUACUACGUGAAGGAGGUCCUCAACAAGCACGAGCUGCAGCGCUUCUACUCCCUGCGCCACAUCGCCUCAGACGUGGGCCGGGGCCGCGCCUGGCUGCGCUGUGCCCUCAACGAACACUCCCUGGAGCGCUACCUGCACAUGCUCCUGGCCGACCGCUGCAGGCUGAGCACUUUUUAUGAAGACUGGUCUUUUGUGAUGGAUGAAGAAAGGUCCAGUAUGCUUCCUACCAUGGCAGCAGGUCUGAACUCCAUACUCUUUGCGAUUAACAUCGACAACAAGGAUUUGAACGGGCAGAGUAAGUUUGCUCCCACCGUUUCAGACCUCUUAAAGGAGUCAACGCAGAACAUGACCUCCUUGCUGAAGGAGUCCACGCAAGGAGUGAGCAGCCUGUUCAGGGAGAUCACAGCCUCCUCUGCCGUCUCCAUCCUCAUCAAACCUGAACAGGAGACCGACCCCUUGCCUGUCGUGUCCAGAAAUGUCAGUGCUGAUGCCAAAAGCAAAAAGGAGCGGAAGAAGAAAAAGAAAGUGACCAACAUAAUCUCAUUUGAUGAUGAGGAAGAUGAGCAGAACUCUGGGGACGUGUUUAAAAAGACACCUGGGGCAGGGGAGAGCUCAGAGGACAACUCCGACCGCUCCUCUGUCAAUAUUAUGUCCGCCUUUGAAAGCCCCUUCGGGCCUAACUCCAAUGGAAGUCAGAGCAGCAACUCAUGGAAAAUUGAUUCCCUGUCUUUGAACGGGGAGUUUGGGUACCAGAAGCUUGAUGUGAAAAGCAUCGAUGAUGAAGAUGUGGAUGAAAACGAAGAUGACGUGUAUGGAAACUCAUCAGGAAGGAAGCACAGGGGCCACUCAGAGUCACCCGAGAAGCCACUGGAAGGGAACACCUGCCUCUCCCAGAUGAACAGCUGGGCUCCGCUGAAGGUGCUGCACAAUGACUCCGACAUCCUCUUCCCUGUCAGUGGCGUGGGCUCCUACAGCCCAGCAGAUGCCCCCCUCGGAAGCCUGGAGAACGGAACAGGACCAGAGGACCACGUUCUCCCGGACCCUGGACUUCGGUACAGCGUGGAAGCCAGCUCUCCAGGCCACGGAAGUCCUCUGAGCAGCCUGUUACCUUCUGCCUCAGUGCCAGAGUCCAUGACAAUUAGUGAACUGCGCCAGGCCAUUGUGGCCAUGAUGAACAGGAAGGAUGAGCUGGAGGAGGAGAACAGAUCACUGCGAAACCUGCUCGACGGUGAGAUGGAGCACUCAGCCGCGCUCCGGCAAGAGGUGGACACCUUGAAAAGGAAGGUGGCUGAACAGGAGGAGCGGCAGGGCAUGAAGGUCCAGGCGCUGGCCAGAGAGAACGAGGUGCUCAAAGUCCAGCUGAAGAAAUAUGUAGGAGCUGUCCAGAUGCUGAAAAGAGAAGGUCAAACAGCUGAAGUGCCAAAUCUUUGGAGUGUUGAUGGAGAAGUUACAGUAGCUGAACAGAAGCCGGGAGAAAUUGCUGAAGAACUCGCAAGCUCCUACGAAAGAAAGCUCAUCGAGGUGGCGGAGAUGCACGGCGAGCUGAUCGAGUUCAACGAACGCCUGCACAGGGCCCUGGUAGCCAAGGAAGCCCUCGUAUCCCAGAUGAGGCAGGAGCUCAUCGAUCUCCGGGGACCGGUGCCCGGAGAUUUGAGUCAAACGUCCGAAGACCAGAGUUUGUCGGAUUUUGAAAUAUCAAACCGGGCGCUGAUCAACGUCUGGAUCCCCUCAGUGUUUCUCCGGGGCAAAGCAGCAAAUGCAUUCCACGUGUAUCAGGUGUACAUCCGGAUAAAAGACGAUGAAUGGAAUAUUUAUCGCCGGUAUACAGAGUUCAGGAGUUUGCACCACAAGUUACAAAACAAGUACCCUCAAGUGAGGGCCUACAACUUCCCACCCAAAAAGGCCAUUGGAAACAAGGAUGCCAAGUUUGUGGAGGAACGGAGAAAGCAGCUCCAGAAUUACCUGCGCAGCGUCAUGAACAAAGUCAUCCAGAUGGUCCCCGAGUUCGCCGCCAGCCCCAAGAAGGAGACCCUCAUCCAGCUGAUGCCCUUCUUCGUCGACAUCACCCCGCCCGGAGAGCCUGUGAACAACAGCCGGCCCAAAGCAGCUUCCCGCUUCCCCAAACUGUCCCGGGGUCAGCCCCGGGAGACCCGCAACGUGGAGCCCCAGAGCGGCGACCUCUGACCUCGACAGAACCCCAGCCACGGGCCCUAUGCGUCGCGCCAGCUGCCUCCACCCCAGCCACUGCCCUGUCAUCUCAGUGUGACAACCACGUCCACCUGGUGACCCUGAGAGCACACGAUUCCCAACAGUUACGCAACACCCCGAUUAAACUAAUCAGUCUUCGAGCCGCAUGGUCCCGUGACCCGGGAGAGCAAGGCAGCACCUCACUGGAGAGACUGGGACACACAGUCCUUCUGCUUCUGGGGUCUGCCCUGGGCUGCAAGGGCUGUUCCUUCACCUUCCUGUAGUUCAGGGCUGGCAGGAGGGUGGGCACCAGGUCAGGCUGGGUGCCCCAUGGUUGAGAUGCAAAGGUGAUCCCCUAUAUAGGAAGGUUCAUGCAGAGCCAGCCUCUCCACUCUUUCCCACAUGGGAACUAGAAUGACUAUGAGCCUCUCCUUUUGCUUUUUAAGGUUAUUACCUGGCCUAACCUAGGGAUGGCUGGCUUUGAGGGGGGAGGUGGGGGCCUGGUUCCUUUCAUUGCAUUUUCCACCAACAGUCAUUAGACACCUGGCACUGUCACAGCUCACUUUUCCAGAGGGAUAUUCCUGUGGCCUUGGCAAGGAGCCAUUGGUGAUGUGCAACUUGAGUUCAGAGAACUUCCCCCACCUCCCCCAUGGCUGGCUUCACGAAGGACCAGUGCCCUCCGUAGCCUGAGGCCACCUAGGCCCUCGCCAGGCUUGGAGUGGGGGGACUCAGACAUCUGGCCCAGCCAUCAGCAGCAACCUAGUAACCCGGCGUCAUCCUGCAUGUCCAAAGUAGGAUUGGCCCUACGGUCAUGAGACUUGGGUCAGGGAACCACUGCAGAAGGUUCCAUGGUUUUCAAACCAGGCUCCAUGUCUAUGAAGUUGGACCCAGUGUGGACACUGAACAGAUCAUGUCUCUCUCCACUAAAAACAUUUUCCAUCCCGUCUGCCCCCCACAUUGUCCUUGAUAACAGAACUCUGCAUCCCCUGAGACAGAGUCCUCUGUUCCUCCUAUGUCAGGGUGGCUCUCAGAGUACAGGGGCCUUGGCAGGUGGAGAGGAGGAUGGGGACCAGCAGCUGGGCAACCCCCAGGGCUCCUCCUCCAGUGAGCUCACAUCAGAGCACCUCACAGGGCAAGAGCCGUCCUCAGAUGCUCAGCAAAGUUGAGGCAGUUUGCAUUUCUAGGGUAAACUAACUAGGAAGGAUGUCGUGAAGUUUGUGUGUUCCGCCUUAAUCUGAGGCAGAGACACAGCAGAACCUGAGGACAAAAGCAGGUGGAAGGUGACGGUUCGAUGGCAAGCCAUGGGCUUGUCCUGGAACUGCUUCAACUCAGUGGCUUAAAAUGUGAACUGCCCAGGUGAGCAUGGAGCAUCUCCUAGGCUCGAGGACAUCUCUGGAGAAUCAUCUGGAAGGUUUAUACUGUGCCUUCCCCUCGUAGCAACAAGGAAGAUUGUUCGUGGCCUUUAAGGAAGGCUGAGAUCACUCACACACAGCACCCCCCCGCCCCCCCCCCAGAGAAACCGAGGCAGCCUACAUGACUUCCAAGGGGACCUGGGGCCAGGUAAGCCCUGCCCCUGUGAGACCAAAUGAGCCGGAGCAUGUAUGGAGGUGCGGACCCUGCAGUCAGUUUGCGAGUGUGGAGGACCGGAGACAUCCUGUAAAGGCAACUUGGUCUCCCUCCCACUCACCUGCCAACAUUGCUGCAAUACACAUGCUUUAUCUGAAAUUCCAGGGCCAGAGUGCACAUCAGCUCACGUAACUGGCAACUCUAAAUAGAGAGCCCUAACGGACUGAGGCAGGGAACGUCUAAAAGCUCAAUCUGCUUUAUCUCAUGACCCCUCAGGUUGGGUUUAUGCCACAUCGGUCAUUUUAAAGUAGGUGUUUGAUGCCAGUUCAGAGACUGUCUCAGGAGUGCCUCCCUGGCCCAGGCACCUACCCUGGAGGUCAUCUCCCUGUUCUCUGUUGGAUAAAGGAACCUCCCCCUAUCUGUGACAUUCCUCUGGGCCCACGCUUAUGACCUGCACCUUUUCUGACACCUGCCCCCGAAGCACAGGAUGUGAAUUGGGUCUUGCUCUCUCCAGAUACCCCACCAGGAAGCACCUUGGACAUUCUGCACAUGGUAACAAUGCAACAGAGUCCCCCAUUGCUGAGAGGUACUAACCCGUGAGAAACAAGUAUGCUCUCAGCUGGUAUUGAACCGGUGGGAGAAACUGCCUCCCACUUUUAUAAUGCUGAAUUAUUCACAAAAAAACCUCGUCUGCUCUCCAAAAUGAGGAGAGCAUGUUCCUAGGAGCCACAUGGGGACCAUCCCCAGAUGCCUGCUCCUGGUACCUCUCCCAUGAUCAUGCACAGACUGUAGAGUCAAGUCAUAAUCUCUCAGAUCCAGACCAUCUCCUCUCAUUCUCACUCAAAAAAUGCUGGUGGCCGGCACAUGACAGCAACUCCCCGAAGCCUUCCCUUUGGAAUCCCAUAGAAUGUUCUGCAAUGAUUGGGUCCAUCUUGCUGCUCAGAGGAACCACGUCCUGCUCUCUAGUGUGGUGGGAUGAACUUCAGGCAACAAACAACUGGCAGGGUUCCCAGUUCCUGGAGUAAUGGGGCAGAAACACCCAGGCCUAGCAGAAUUGUGGCUGGAACCUGGUGCCCAAAUUCCACACCCUGGAAAUGUGUCAUCUGCCCGUCAGCCUGGAUUCAAUUCUGAGGGCUGGCUAAGCCACGACCUUAUCCAUGAGUGGCGAAGACACCCCUGAGGAAAGGAUUGCUUGCACCUCACAUCUGUCUUCUUCCAAGAUUACUCGGAGGUUUUCAAAGUCAACAUCUGAGAACAGAAGCCCCCUCCCCUACUCAGAGAGGAACAAGGGUGGCCCACCUCUCAAGGGCCUUGGAUUCCUGGGACCACCCUUUGCUGGGAGGAAGAAUCCACACCGAAUCCUCCUCUCUUCAUGGCCUGCUGUGCUGAAACAACACCAGGUUCCAUCUUUCACAUCUUUUUUUUUUCUCCCCCAGAUGAAAGACGACUCAGGAACGGUAGGGCUGGGCAGAGGUGUCUCUCCUUGAGAGAGAGACUACAAAAGCUUCUAAGGGAGGGAGUUUAAAGGCUGCUAGAAACCUAGCCCAACCAUCCACUCCUGAUCUGAGACAGAACCUUCUCAGCCACUCUUCCUGCAAUCAGUGUGAAAUUCCAGCUUCUUUGAUUCCCACUUAGCAGUAUGCUCCAAUCACGUUGCUGGCAAGGCAUUUUAGAGUAUGGAGCUGGGGUUCAAAGCCCCCUGCAUUUCUCUACUGGCAGGCCCUGGUGGAGGAAGACACUUUCAGGGAAGAGGCUCUUACAGUCUACGGUGGUCGCCAUCUUCACAUCCAGUCACCAGUUGCAUCUAGGGAGCUGCUGGCUAUAAAAGGGAUCAUCCAGUGGAGUUGUAAACGAGGGUACCAUCUUGCAAGAUCUAGGAAGAGGAAGGGGAGGGAUGUGGACUGGGUCUGAUCACAGCCCUUGGCCCUGCUUCAUACUUUGGAGCUUAUUAAGAUCAAUUUUGAUAACCAUGUAAUUUCUUAGAACCAUGGCAGGCAGUAUUGUGCUUUAAAAACCAGAGGCUCCUGAAAAUCGUUUACACCAGGUGGAUUGAUAGCAUGGCUAUAGCUGAUGCAACUAACAAGCACUGGGGCCAGUGAUCACAAUCCGGGGUUGGAAACAGGAGUGAAGCCCACCAGCCUGCCUGGUUGAUGGACAGCAGGCUCUGCCUUCUGGAGGCGGCUUAUAUCCUAACAGCCUGAGGCAGGGCUCUGUGGCCCAGGCCAGCAGUGGCUGCCUCUCUUGGUUCUGCAUGGGACAUUUUGCCAACCCUGAGGACCAGUUCUUGGGGUUCCAGGCCUCGGCCUUCCUGCUCCACGUGCUCAAGCCCCCAUGGGGCUGCGACACCAUCUGGCUCCUCACAGGGAGGUCCAGCCAUGUUCUCUGGGCUCCCAGUGAGCUCCCUCCCCUCCGUCUACCCCCAGAAUCCAUCCUUCAUUCCUCCACCAAGCUCCUGUGUGAGCUGCAGCGCCCACACGGGGGAAGCCCUGCACUCCAGCAGCAUCUUCCAGCCUUGGCACAGAACUGAUGGCAAAGGAAGGGCUGGGUUUUCAGCUCCUGGGACUUGAGGAAGACCCCACACCUCACUCCUCCUUCCCCAGUACAUCAGACUGGUUAGGAGGCAUCCCGGAAGGAGCAGCCUCAUGCCCAGGUUUCAGCCCUAAAGGUAAUGAUUGUCUUGACUCUGCCUUGGCAUUUCGCUCGGAAUCACGGCAGACGUGGAGUGUUUCUUCAAGGCAGGCAUCUGCUUAUGAGCAAGGUCCAUCAUAAACAUUUUUCAAAAUAUUGUGCAUUAAUUCAUUAAAGCUACUGUUAAAUAUUUGCUGUUUUUAGAUUGGCUUCCGUGCUAAUUUUGCAGUUGUAGCACUGUAUAUUUUAUCUCAUUUCUGUGCCAAAAAAGUUCAUCUUCAUGUUUUUCUAAUACACAAUCUUGAUUAUGUUUCCAAAAUAAAGCUUCAGCUCCUUGGUCAAUAGGAGUAAGGGUGUAGCCAUCCAGGGUCUCCAGGCUGUAGGCAGACCCGAUCCUGCGGUUCAUCCUAUGGUUGUUGAAAUGUACCUCGAUCAGUCAUCUCCGGUAUUCCUCACUCUAGCCACGAGCCAUUGCCAUCUUAUGGGCCCGAUUUGGAUACUCUGAAUUAUGUCAUGGAGUAGACAGUUACUUCUAAAUCCCAGCAACCAAGUUGCGUAUCCUUCCUUACAGCUAGUUUCUACAGAGAAGUGAAAAAGAAAUCUGGCUUCCUUAAUAAGAUAGUUGAGCCUAUGACAUUAAGGAGCAGCCCUGCUGGCAGAAGAUUCUAGAUUCACUGGUGGUUUAAGGCCCAGGGAUUUAGUUCUUACUGGUGCAUAAAUGUUUUCCCAUCCUAACCGGAAAACCACUCACCCAGGCUUCCCCCACUUCCCCUCAAGUUUUCUCAGCUCUGCCGCUGGUCUCCAUGAACGGCAAGGGGAACCACCACUCAUUCACUGUCAGUGUAGGAAAGACAGAGGAUGCCCUUGCAAAAAUUGGGACUGAGGACAGAAGCACACACAAUGGUGGAUCGUACAUUUGCACCCAGAGCUACUAAACGCUCAGUGACCCCAGAGACCAUUAAUUUCCCAGAGUGAAGGGGAUGGGGGUAGAGCUAAUUGGAAUUUUUAUUAUCCAGGACUCAUCCUAAGAAGAAUGUUGGCCUCUCUUCAUCCCUGGCUUAGCCGUCAGGUAGAACGCUUACUCACCUGACACCGACUUCUUAGAGAAGCAAGUCUUUUUUGAAUGGAGGAGCGAUGGUAACCCCACUAGGGGGCGCCCAUGAUCGGCUCCCAGUGAGCCCUCUUAGGGGUAAGCAGGCCGCAUAUCUAGAGUCUGAUAGUCUGUGUGUACAUAAGGUCUAGAAGUCUGUGGAAAUGCCCUGAAACCUGUAGUAUUAUCUUAACUACCCUCUUAUGUUAAGGUUUACAUAAUAGGAUUUUUAAACAAAUUUAAUUUUUUAAGAUCUCUUGUAUUAAAAUUUUCUUUUGGAAUAAGCUGUGGAAAUUUUGUUACAACCUGGUUGAGAUAAACCUCUUUACAAUGACAAAAAUUGUGACAUUUUAUAAAUUAGAUACUUCAGUG
This is a messenger RNA of Pan troglodytes (chimpanzee), 8242 nucleotides long. It is a transcript of the gene SNX29, whose product is annotated as sorting nexin 29. The coding region runs from base 109 to 2583 and encodes 824 amino acids. The transcript has 21 exons. Lineage: Eukaryota; Metazoa; Chordata; Mammalia; Primates; Hominidae. Gene Ontology annotation, molecular function: phosphatidylinositol binding. The record is from RefSeq and is a predicted model, not a curated record.